Orycteropus afer afer is the source of this 1381-nucleotide messenger RNA. It is a transcript of the gene VSIG8, whose product is annotated as V-set and immunoglobulin domain containing 8. Gene Ontology annotation, cellular component: intracellular anatomical structure. Lineage: Eukaryota; Metazoa; Chordata; Mammalia; Tubulidentata; Orycteropodidae. The record is from RefSeq and is a predicted model, not a curated record.
AGGAAACAUCGAGCCUAGACAUGGGAGUUCGAGGCGCCUUCCACCUUCUACUCGUGUGCCUGAGCCCAGCACUGCUGUCUGCUGUGCGGAUCAAUGGGGAUGGCCAAGAGGUCCUGUACCUGGCAGAAGGUGAUAACGUGAGGCUAGGCUGCCCCUACAUCCUGGAUCCUGAGGACUAUGGUCCCAAUGGGCUGGACAUUGAGUGGAUGCAGGUCAAUGCAGACCCCUCACAUCGGGAGAAUGUGUUCCUUAGUUACCAGGACAAGAGGAUCAACCACGGCAAUCUCCCUCAUCUGCAGCAGAGGGUCCGCUUUGCAGCCUCAGACCCUAGCCAGUACGAUGCCUCCAUCAACCUCAUGAACCUGCAGGUGUCUGACACAGCUACCUAUGAGUGCCGUGUGAAGAAGACCACGAUGGCCUCCAGAAAGGUCAUCGUCACUGUCCAAGCACGGCCUGCGGUGCCCAUGUGCUGGACUGAGGGUCAUAUGACACAUGGCAACGAUGUGGUGCUGAAGUGCUUUGCCAAUGGGGGCACCCCGCCUUUGUCCUACAAGUGGGCCAAGAUCAGUGGGCACACCCACCCCUACCGUGCUGGGUCCUACCACUCCCAGCACAGCUUCCACUCUGAGCUCUCCUACCAAGAGUCCUUUCACAAUUCCAUGAACCAAGGCCUGAACAAUGGGGACUUGGUGUUGAAGGACAUCUCUAAGGAGGAUGACGGGCUGUAUCAGUGCACAGUGGCCAACCAUGUGGGCUACAGUGUGUGCGUGGUGGAGGUCAAAGUCUCAGACUCCAAGCGUGUAGGCAUGAUCAUUGGGGCCGUGAUAGGCUCUCUGCUCAUGCUGGCCUGCGUGAUGAUGGGCAUCUGGGGGCUCAUCUGCUGCUGCUGCGCGGGCUCCGGGGCUGGCGGCAGCCGCGGUGCCUUCGGCUACCGCGACGGCGGCGGGGUCGGCGGAGGGGCCUGCGACAUGGCUAGCGAGAUCAGAGAGGACGCCGUGGCGCCCGGGUGCAAGGCCAGCGGGCGCGGCAGCCGCGUCACCCACCUCCUGGGGUAUCCGACGCAGAACGUCAGCCGCUCCCUGCGCCGCAAGUACGCGCCUCCGCCCUGCGGCGGCCCGGAGGACGUGGCUCUGGCCCCCUGCACCACCAUAGCUACAGCCGCCUGCGAAGCGGGCCCCUCCCCGGUGUACGUCAAGGUCAAGAGCGCCGAGCCCGCCGAGAGCGCCUCGGGGCCGCUACCUUGCAAGGACGGUCUGGUGGUGUGAGCGCGCGCGUCGCUCCGGGCUGCGCCCCGGCGGGGAGAAGGGGCGGGCCUCUGCCUGCAGCUCGGGACUCGCUCGGCCGGCUGCAACCUCACUUGAUCCGGGCCGCUAGGGGCUGG